CGACUACCAAUAUCAUUUGAAGUGAUACUUGAACAUGAAGAAUAUUAUAUUAAUAGCUAUUUUUUUUACAUUUUGGACAUGUGCAUAUCAAACUAUGUCCAUAACUGUCUUGGAAUCAUCUCUUGCUACUGAAAUGAGACACGAGCAAUGGAUGAAAGAAUUCGGGCGUACUUAUGCAGAUGAUGCUGAGAAGAAUAAACGGUUCAAGAUUUUUGCAGAGAAAUUGGAAUACAUAGAGAAUUUCAACCGUGAUGGAAAUGCGACUUAUGAGUUGGGUCUGAAUCAAUACUCAGAUUUAACUGAUGAAGAGUACGUUGCUAAAUAUUCUUGUAUCAAAUUUCAAAGCAAAGUAAACUACUCAUCUAUACUGAAUGUGAGCGAAAUUUCAACUACCAAUCCAUCAAUAAAGAAAAGAAAAAGAAUUCCAGAUUUUGUAGAUUGGAGAGAUAGUGGAGCUGUCACUGACGUCAAAGACCAAGGCGAUUGUGCAAGUUGUUGGGCAUUCGCGGCAGCAGCAGCUGUAGAAGGAAUUAUACAAAUCAAAACUCAGAAUUUGACGUCAUUGUCAGCUCAAGAAUUGGUAGACUGCGACAAAAAUAAUUUUGGUUGUGAAGGAGGUCACUUAGAUACCGCAUUUGAUUAUAUUGCAAAGAAAGAAAUAGCAACAGAAGCAGAUUAUCCAUACAAAGAUAAACAAGGCACCUGCCUUAACGACAAAAUAAAACGUUCUGCGAAAAUAAAAGGUUAUAAAAUAGUACCAUCCGGUGAAGCAAACCUACAAGAAGCCGUCGCAAAUCAACCGGUCGCAGUUGGAAUUCAAACUAACAUAAACUUUGCUAACUACAAAGGAGGAAUAUUUGGUACUGGACCAUGUAAACCCCUUCCCAAGCUCAAACUAAACCAUGCUGUUCUGAUAGUUGGUUAUGGAGGGGAAAAUAGAAACGCAUAUUGGUUGAUUAAGAAUUGGAGAGGUGAAGGUUGGGGUGAGAAGGGAUACAUGAGAGUGAAAAGGCAAGGCAAUUCUCGUUAUUCUGUUUGUGGUAUUAAUAUGGUAGAAUCUUACUAUCCGGUCUUAGAAUAG
Medicago truncatula (barrel medic) is the source of this 1081-nucleotide messenger RNA. Its product is annotated as ervatamin-B. Gene Ontology annotation, biological process: proteolysis. NCBI's taxonomy places the organism in Eukaryota, Viridiplantae, Streptophyta, Magnoliopsida, Fabales, Fabaceae. The transcript has 2 exons. Bases 35 to 1081 code for a protein of 348 amino acids. Gene Ontology annotation, molecular function: cysteine-type peptidase activity. The record is from RefSeq and is a predicted model, not a curated record.